This is a messenger RNA of Ostreococcus tauri, 1242 nucleotides long. RefSeq names its product unnamed product. The record is from RefSeq and is a predicted model, not a curated record. Gene Ontology annotation, cellular component: cytosol; glycerol-3-phosphate dehydrogenase (FAD) complex. Lineage: Eukaryota; Viridiplantae; Chlorophyta; Mamiellophyceae; Mamiellales; Bathycoccaceae. Gene Ontology annotation, biological process: carbohydrate metabolic process; glycerol-3-phosphate catabolic process. The transcript has a single exon. Gene Ontology annotation, molecular function: NAD binding; glycerol-3-phosphate dehydrogenase [NAD(P)+] activity. Bases 1 to 1242 code for a protein of 413 amino acids.
AUGGGACGGACGCGCCGCGACGGCGCGGCGGCGACGACGGUAUCCGCGACGCGCCGGACGCGAGGGGAGGACGGACGCGGACGGCGAACGCGCACGCACGCGGGCGCGUACGAGGCGUUCAAGGCUGGCGUGAGCGAGGAAGACCGCGCGUCGAUCGUGGGAGAGUGGGAUAAGAUCAUGCGGUGGGCGGCGUUCGUCGAGAGCGCGCACGCGAGAAACGACGAGAGCGUCCUGAAAAGCGCGAAAAAAGUGGCCAUCAUGGGCGGAGGAAGCUUUGGGACGGCGAUGGCGACGUUGUUGGCGCGUAACAAGGGGGAUUUGGACGUGGUGAUCCUGAUGCGGAGCGAUAAAGACGCGGCGUCGCUGAACGCGGAGCACAGAAACUUGAAGUACUUGCCAAAGUACGACUUGCCGGUGAACAUUCGGGCGACGACGGACGCGCGGGAGGCGCUUUCGGGGAGCGAUUUCAUCAUUCACGCCGUGCCAGUGCAGCAAUCGCGAGCGUUCUUGUCGGGGGUUAAGGAUUUUAUCGAUCCAAAGACGCCGCUGCUGUGCCUGAGCAAGGGGUUGGAGACGGGGACGUGCGAGAUGAUGAGCGAGAUUAUACCCGCGGGUUUAGGGCGCGAUCAACCGUUAGCGGUGCUCUCCGGGCCGACGUUUGCGGUGGAGCUCAUGCAAGGGCUUCCCACGACCAUCGUCGCCGCGAGUGAAGACGAGGGUUUGGCCAUCCGAGUACAACAACUCUUUGGCUCUUCGUGCCUGCGCGUGAACACGAGCACGGACGUCACGGGCGUCGAGCUCUCGGGCGCGAUGAAAAACGUCCUGGCAAUCGCGGCCGGGAUCGUAGAGGGGCUGGAGCUCGGGAACAAUGCCAUGGCCUCGCUCGUCGCGCAGGGUGUCACUGAAAUUCGCUGGCUUGCGGGGAAAUUGGGCGCUCGUCCGGAGACGCUCGCAGGCGUGAGCGGAACCGGGGACAUCAUGCUAACGUGCUUCGUCAAUCUCAGCCGAAACCGCACGGUCGGUGUUCGUCUCGGAUCCGGUGAAUCAUUAGAGGAAAUAUUAGGGUCGAUGAGCCAGGUUGCUGAGGGGGUAGCGACGGCUGGCGCGGUGGUCCGAUUGGCGAGGAGGCAUCGCGUGAAUCUGCCCGUGCUCACCGCGGUCGCGUGCAUCUUGGAUGGAGACAUGGACGCAAAGACGGCCGUAGAUAAAAUUAUAAAUCUGCCUCAGGUUCCAGAGGUGUAG